Dermacentor albipictus is the source of this 330-nucleotide messenger RNA. The record is from RefSeq and is a predicted model, not a curated record. NCBI's taxonomy places the organism in Eukaryota, Metazoa, Arthropoda, Arachnida, Ixodida, Ixodidae.
AUGAGGCACGCGCCCCGGGGUAUACAGGCUUUGGACUUAAAGGCGGCCUUCGACAACGUGUGCCAUGCUAGCGUGCUCGAGAACCUGCGCAAGACGGGGUGCGGCCGCAAGACCUACGGCUAUAUUAAAGAUUUCUUAACCAAUAGAACGGUGACUAUCCACAUAGGAAAGGAACGGUACGAGCCUGUGGAGCUUGGAGACAGGAGUACCCCUCAGGGGUUGAUCCUGUCGCCUCUGCUUUUCAACCUGGCCCUCCUCCCCCUGCCUGAACUACUCAAUCACAGCGAAGGCGUGGACCACGCGUUCUAUGUCGACAAUAUAACGGUGUGA